UUUCAAGUGCCGGAAGGGCCGGGCCUGCGCGCUCCGGGCAUCUGGGGGCCGGCGCGGGAGGGGCUUGGAGCCGGUCUUUGGUUCCGGUUUUCCUCCUUUUCUGAGCCUCAUGGAGUAAACCGGAACGUGCAAGGGCAGAGCGACGGACAGACCCACCCUAGGUUCCCCCCACAUGUGUUUGGCUACGAGGGCCCCUAUUCCUCUCUGGACCCCGCCCAUUAAAGCAGUUUAAGGGUACGCCUGUAUGGAUACAUCUUCCAGAAGAUUCUCGACUGAGUGAUGUGAGACUUUCAGGAUUUGCUGGAAACUACAGCCCAACCUCCCGAUGCAGUCGGAAUCCAGGCGGUGUGAAGAGGAGACCCCUCCCCUCUUAUGGGGUUUGGAUCCUGUGUUUCUAGCCUUUGCCAAACUCUACAUUAGGGAUAUCCUGUACUUGAAGGAGUCUCACCAGGUGCCAGGUAUAUUUUUUUACAAUGGGCAUCCAAUAAAACAGGUAGAUAUCUUGGGAAAUGUAAUUGGAGUGAGAGAAAGAGAUGCUUUCUACAGUUACGGAGUGGAUGAUAGCACUGGAGUUAUAAACUGCAUCUGCUGGAAAAAGUUGACCAAUACUGAGUCUUCCUCAGCUGCUCCAAGUGCAAGACAGCUGAGCUUAACCUCACAGUUUAAGAAGCUGCAAGAGACCACUGAGCAGAGAACAAAGGUGGAAAUUGGGGACGUUAUCCGGAUCAGAGGUUGUAUCCGCACGUACAGAGGAGAGCGAGAAAUCCAUGCCUCUGUUUAUUAUAAAGUGGAUGAUCCAGUGUACAACAUUCAAAUUGCAAGGAUGCUUGAGCUGCCCAGUGUCUACAGGAAAGUUUAUGACCAACCUUUCCACAGCCCAACCCUAGAGAAAGAGGCACUAAGCAGCAAUCCGAGCGCCCUGGACCUUUCCAGUCUCACGUGUUUGUUGAGUGAAAAAGUCAAAGAAUUCCUUGUGAAGAACAGAAUGCAAACCUUUUAUCAGCAGGAGUUGGAAAUUGUGGAGUCUCUGCUGUCCCUUGCCAAUCAGCCCGUGAUUCACAGUUCCUGCUCCGAGCAAGCAGAUUUUAAGAAUGAUACCACCUCCAAGGAAAUUCACAGUAUAUUUAAGGAUGCUAUCAAGCUGCUGCAGGACAAAGGACUCGUUUACCAGAAAGAUGGUUUUGAUCAACUAUUCUAUGUAACCAGAGAAGACAAAGAACUGCACAGAAAGAUCCAUCGUAUCAUUCAAGAAGACUGCCAGAAACCAAACCACGCGGAGAAGGGCUGCCACUUCCGGCACAUCUUGGCCUGCGCUCGCCUGAGCCUUAGCCAGGGCCUGAGUGAGCCUGUGCUGCAGCAGGUGCUGGAGCUGCUGGAGGACCAGAGUGACAUCGUCAGCACAAUGGAACACUACUACGUAGCAUUCUGAGGACAGGCCACGGGCAGGCGGGGCCAAGGAGAAAGACCAAGUGGUGUUCACUGCCAGGCUCUGAUUUGAAACAUCAUGCAGACGCUUAUGGGUCUGGAGGCAAUUAGUUCAUAAUCAACUAUGAAAUGUGGUCAUUUGAGGAAUCGAAUUUGGCAUGCAUUCUGUAGGCUUCCUUCUACCUGCUGUAUCCUUGGGAUAAAAUGACUUUUAUCUUAGCCACAACAUACAAGAAAACCCUCCCCGUUGAUCUCCUGACUGGAAUGGGCAUCAUUCCUGCAGCAGAAGGAGAGGAGACACUGUUAGUGGCUGAAGCGGUGUGUGUGGAUGAGGCUUUAUGGAGGCACAUCACAGAGUACAGCCCAUGGACUGCAAGAACUGAAGAGCAUACAGCCAGAUCGCACAGAUCUAACACUUUUUAAAAUUUUAGGCUAUCAGGAACAGUCUUGUGGGCCUGUCUUGAUGGUUAAGAGCCCAGCAUAGGGGACCAGCUCUUCCUAGAUGACUGUUGCUGACCUGUGAUUUCCAAGGGUCAAGCACCAGUGGUGGGUCAUGAGUCCUAGGUGAAAUGCUGUUUACAGACCUACCCAGAGAUGGGAAUAAAUGGAUCCAAGGCACGGCUUUGUGUUUAUCAAUUUCCUUAUUUUCCUUCUGAAUUGAAAGAUGUCUCAAUACAUUUCCCUGCACUUGAGGACAUGCGUGACUAAAUACAUUGUCCUCUAAUCCCCUGAAGUUCCCAGAGGCUUUCAGCCAAUUGUCUGGUGGUGGUAGAUACUACUUUCCAGGUUACCAUUGAAUGUGCAAGACCUCCUGACACCAUCCAAACAAAGACUCUGUAUGUGCCCAGACAGGUGAUGGAGGCAAACUUCUCGGAAUGACGAGGUAAAGGGAAAAAAUCUGAGUCACGUAGUAAGCUUGUUCUAACAGCAAGAUGACAAAUCCAGCUAGCAAAAAUAAAGUGUGGAGAAAGAU
Messenger RNA from Rhinolophus ferrumequinum (greater horseshoe bat), 2398 nucleotides. It is a transcript of the gene STN1, whose product is annotated as STN1 subunit of CST complex. Lineage: Eukaryota; Metazoa; Chordata; Mammalia; Chiroptera; Rhinolophidae. Gene Ontology annotation, cellular component: chromosome, telomeric region; DNA replication factor A complex; site of double-strand break. Gene Ontology annotation, molecular function: single-stranded telomeric DNA binding. Gene Ontology annotation, biological process: double-strand break repair via homologous recombination; nucleotide-excision repair; telomere capping. The transcript is spliced from 10 exons. The record is from RefSeq and is a predicted model, not a curated record. Bases 326 to 1429 code for a protein of 367 amino acids.